Molecule: messenger RNA, 631 nt
Organism: Paraphaeosphaeria sporulosa
Lineage: Eukaryota; Fungi; Ascomycota; Dothideomycetes; Pleosporales; Didymosphaeriaceae
Exons: 1
Coding region: 133-510 (125 amino acids)
Source: RefSeq, a predicted model, not a curated record
AAAGGAGCUGCUGCGUUGAGUGGUGGGAUCCUUGACACGUACUACGGGGACUGGAAUGAGAGCAUGACCUUUGGUUAGUCCAGCGUUGUGAAGCAUACUACGAAACCCACAGUUAAUGGUUUCGCAGCUAUCAUGGUGUUAAGAUUCGAGCCCAACAAUGAAAACGCUAUCGAACCAUUGGCGGGAGCCAUGUCUCUGUCUUCAGUGUUGGCAGCGGCAAAACCCUCAUUCACCAACGAAGCGCAGUACAAUCCUACGACGAUCACAAGGUCUUGUCCAACUGGCUCUGAAUGGGCUUUCAGUGGAGUACUUCCACCUAGGGCGUACGAGCCACUAUGCUCCUGCAUGCUGAACACGCUGCAAUGUACCGCGAAACUAGGUGCGGUCGAGACACUCUCCGAUAGCAUGAUGUACAUGACACUACUCGAUGCAUGCGGACCCGAUAGGGAAAAGGACUGCGGGGCCAUUGUAACAAAUUCCACGACUGGCAAAUAUGGGGCAUACAGGUAGGAUACGCCGCUCAGCUUGAUUGGCUGUUCUCUCAUCAGAUCUAGCAUGUGCAAUCGGACGACAGUGUAUUCGUGGGUGGCCAAUCAUUACUGGCAAACCGGCGGCAAAUGCGACUUGAACG